AUGGACGACAGGAGAGACGCUGAGAUGAACCCCCCUCUGGCUGCGGCGGCGGCAGAGGACCCUGCCCGAGUUGCCCGCAAUGACCCAGCGCCCGUACCGUCGCAUACUAGCACAUUGGAGGAUUCUGCCAUGGAUCUGUCCCCGGAGGAAUUGCGGUGGACUGAAGCGGUCAAACACUCUGCCCUGGAAGAUACUUCCUUGAAACCGCUCUCGGACUAUGAGUACGCUGCCGCGGCCUUGGUUACUCAGGGUCACGUAGAAACGGCACUGUGCAGCCUUCAGGGCCUGCAAGACUUUCGUGAGGAGUACAACAUUCAUGAAACCGUAGAGGAAGGCAUGACUUUGCUGCGGCAAUUGCACAUCCAACAGCCCUGGUUUGUGCUGGAUGUGAGCCUGGAGCUGGAGGAGAGUCGCCACUUUGUAUGUGUCUAUGACUACGCCCAAUUGAACCCAUCCGCUGUCAAGAUGCCAGAUCAGUGGCGGGUCUUCCUGGGAGGUCUUUACUAUCUGUAUCAGAUGAUACAAUCCGAUCUGCAGGCCGUAAGAGAGGGAGUGGUCAAUAUUGGAGAGUGUGACGGCAUGAGCUGGAGCAAUUUUUCCGUCGACAUGGUGCGAACUUUAUGGCAUCAUCUGAUGGAGUUCUACCCUCUCAAGACGAAGGAAGUGAGUUGGCUUCACGCCUCCGUUAUUGGGAACCUCCAGCACUCCCUCUACAAGAGCAUCAUGGGAGACAGGGCAGCCAACAUUCGGAUUGGAGUCACCUUUGAAGGCUACGAAGGACGCUUGGACAACAUUUUCAAAGUACCCACGGAAGAACAAGCACUCCAACGACUCAUGGAUCGAUACCAACUGUAUCUGACCAACCGGUAUCACCAUCAGCGUUGCUAUCGUUUGCCAUCCAAGGUUCCGUCUCUUUCAAUUGAUGAAAUAUUGGCCAUUGAAGCACGGGAGGGAGGGGUUGACGAAGAGGACGAAGAAACUUUUUCUGAAUAUGAAGAAGAGGAGUACUUGGUGGAAGAAGAAUAUGUUGCUUUGGACGCAGAUUCCAUAGCAUUUGCAGCAGAGGGAGAAAACAAAGAAAAUUAA
Seminavis robusta is the source of this 1086-nucleotide messenger RNA. Lineage: Eukaryota; Bacillariophyta; Bacillariophyceae; Naviculales; Naviculaceae. The record is from the annotation of a GenBank genome assembly.